AUGCACUCCGUCUUGGCGAACUCAAGCUCCAGCUUCGCCUGCGCGAGCCUCUUCUGGAUGCUCUCCUCCGUCUCGGUACCCCGUCCCCGCAAACGCUUUUCGAGCUCCUCCUCGGACGGCGGCGCAAUGAAGACGUAUCGCGCCUUGAUAGCUGACUUUUUGACCUGUUUGACGCCCUCCAUUUCGAUGUCUAGCACUACUAUCACAUACAUACAUACUACAUCAUACAUGAAAAGAAGUAUUGAUAAUGAUGCUUUUAUUCAUAAUUACGGACAAAUACAAAUGUUCGCUCUCGAACAAUAUCAGCAUCAGCAACAACCACUCAGCAAACGGCAAAGACUGCAAUCGCAUGAUGUCAGCGUCAAUGUCGAUAUCAACGUCAACGCCAGCGACUCUCAUCAUGACUGGGAGGAGCCAUCACUCGUCCCUCCUCCUCCUCCUUUAUGUCAAUGCCAAUGUCAAUGCCAAUGGAGCCCCCCAGGCGCAAACCCUCAGUUUCACGAUUCCCACUCCCACUCCCCCCUCAGCUCCGCCAGCUGGUAUAUGUACCACGACGGCUUCUCGCACAACCCGGGCUAUCUCGCCUCGCAGGAAGAGCUGCGAUGUAUGCUCUUCACCAUUGCGCAGUCGGCGGCGCCUACGCGGGCGGGGAGUCCUGUGGUGGGCGCUGGGGCGGAGGAGGAUGAUAAUCGCCAUGAGAUGCUCUCGUCGCGAGCUACUACUAAUGCUAUGUCGGCGAUGAAGUCGUCGUCGGCUCUGUCGAAUAGCAAGCGGAUUCGGUAUUUGCAGAAUUAUGUUGGUCAGGUGGCGCCCUGGCUCGACAUGUUCGACAGCCAAUGCACCUUCGGCAUCCAACUGCCCGCGCUGGCACGCGACUUCCCCGCCCUCUCCUACGCCAUCCUCGCCAUCUCCGCCCGCCAGAUGGAGCGCAAGCAGGGCAUCCGCGACUCCUUCGACAGCCUCGUGCUCUACCAGGAGGCCAUUCGCCUGCUGAGCCCGCUGCUGCUGCAGGGCCGCGACCCCAAGGUCGUUGCCGCCUGCGUGCUGCUGUGCUGCUUGGAGAUGAUGUCCGCGCGCGCACAAGACUGGCGCCGUCAUCUCGAGGGGUGUGCGGCGCUGUUUGAUGCGUUUGGUAUCCAUGGGUUUAGUAGGGGGGUGCUGCAGGCUGUUUUUUGGUGUUACGCGAGGAUGGAUGUAUGCGGUGCACUCAUAUCUGAUGGCACUCAGUGCACCCUUCUGAAGCCAGCGAAAUGGCUUUCUCCUGGCUGUCAGCACGAAGACGCCCGUCGGCUGUUCCAAGAGGCAAAGUCUCCGGAUAUGCAUGCCAACUACGCCGUGUAUCUCUGCGCAAAGGCAUGCGAACUGGUCGCUGACCGCACCAAAUUCACCGAACUAGGCGAGGACAACGGCUGCACGGGCGAGGUCUUUCACAAGUGCUGGCUGCAGCUGUGGGAAGACCUGCAAAACUGGCUCGCCGAGCGACCCAGCGAGCUGCUCCCAGUAAAGAUGACCAACACGAAGCCCUUUCCACGCAUUUUCUUCGUCCAUUGGGCGGCCAUCUCAUCGAACCAGCUCUACCACACCUCAUGCAUCCUCCUGCUGGACAUCAUGCCCAAGAGCAUCAAAUUCCGGCCCGAGCCGUCGACUUCGACGUUGUGGCACGCCCGUCGCAUCUGCGGCAUCUCCCUGGCGAACCCGCACCAGGGCUGCUUGAACAACGCCAUCCAGCCGCUGUGGAUUGCAGGGAGGCAUUUCAGUCAUCCAGCCGAGCACGAGGCGAUCGUCAACCUGAUCCGGAGUAUCGAGGCGACUACGGGAUGGGGGGCAUGCUGGCGGAUCAGAGAUCUGGAGAUUGCGUGGGGGUAUAAAGUUGGAAGAGAACGUGUGGAGAAUCCGCAGCAGUAUUUUCUGGCUGACUGA
Messenger RNA from Rasamsonia emersonii CBS 393.64, 1920 nucleotides. RefSeq lists its product as uncharacterized. Gene Ontology annotation, cellular component: nucleus. The record is from RefSeq and is a predicted model, not a curated record. Lineage: Eukaryota; Fungi; Ascomycota; Eurotiomycetes; Eurotiales; Trichocomaceae. Gene Ontology annotation, molecular function: DNA-binding transcription factor activity; transcription cis-regulatory region binding. The transcript has 5 exons. Gene Ontology annotation, biological process: positive regulation of transcription by RNA polymerase II. The coding region runs from base 1 to 1920 and encodes 639 amino acids.